This is a messenger RNA of Dibothriocephalus latus, 621 nucleotides long. Lineage: Eukaryota; Metazoa; Platyhelminthes; Cestoda; Diphyllobothriidea; Diphyllobothriidae. The record is from the annotation of a GenBank genome assembly.
CAACUCUUGAAGCCUUUUGUCGACCAUCGCGAUGAGGAGUUGUUGGCUACAAAGGCGCAGAAACUGCACCUAGCUGGAGCUGUUCCCAUUCCAGGCAUGACUGGUGUCGGCAACUUUUCUGCCGCCUCUCCACAGCAAGCUGCUCUUGCUGAUAAUGGCACUGGCCGUCGGUGCGCCCCCAACGACUCAGUAGGCAGUUCCCUUCCUCCCACAAACACGGUUGUCGUUCACGUUAGCCCUAAGCGACAAUCGCCGCAGUCGCUAAAUGGUUUGAACGAGUCAGUGACUGUCGUUCGUUCGCCACCUACCGUCUAUUCCGAGUGUUACGAGGACAAGGAUGGGAAGAAAAUAAAAAAGACAACGAAGCAUACUCAAGUAAUCACAACAAAAACCUUCCGAGAACGUUAUGCGACCCCACUGGAGGAGGAGUCCGACAUCCCGAGCGAACAUGACAUUGCCCUGGAGCGUGCCAUCCAGAUGACUACCCGUCUGGAUCCGGAUCUUUUUGUGGUCACCUCCCGCGUGGGCUCCGACCACAGCCACUAUCCUCCCUCCUCCAAUGCUGGCCGGCGUACUAGCGGCGGCAACACUCGAAAUCCUGCUGCUUACAUAUCCAGUUAA